AGGCAGUGCGAUCUUUUCCAACCCCCCGUCGUCUCUCGCUCCCUUGCUCCAUCUUGAUCUCGACCCCUCUCUCUCUGUGAUGCUCUUGCGUUGCUGCGAUUGAUCGAUCCCGUUCUCGCCUUCUUUAGUUUUUUCUUUUGUCCCUGAGGGCUGCGUCGAUUCUCCUCGUGCACGCCGUUCUGUGAACUUCUUGAUUACUCUCUCUUGUCGCCGAUUGUUUGAAUUAUUCGCGUGCAAUUGCUGUGCUACACAGCUUUCUCCCUCUUCUGCCCCUUUCUCCGUGCCGUCCUCACUGUGGUUUCUGUUGCCUGCGCUCCGUCGCCGUGGUGCUGAGAGCGGUACCGUUUCGAUCGGUUAGUUGUUGAGGUUGAUGUAUCGCUGCCGUCGUGGAGGUUGUGAGAGAGAUUCGAGUUGAGUACCUCCUCUGCGUUAGUCCAGACUGUUUUGUUUUGUGGCCUGAGUGGUUGGUCUCGGAUUUGGUGAGAUUUGAGAGUUGUGGUGUGACUAGGUUCUGGUUUGUUGGUGCUGGUUCGAGUCUGUGGAUUUCAAUUGCGACGUUGCGACGUUUGUUCGUGGAGAUUUUUGGACGUGCUUUCCAGGCUGGCCGUGUUGUGAUGCUGUGGCUUCCAGACUGUGGAAUCAUAGUUUGUGCUGGGAUAGUAACAAUUAGCUUCAACAGCAAUAGGCAGUCCGGGUGUUCUACGAGUGCUUUGAGAUUCCUUCUCAAUUUAUGCUUUGAUGUGAGCCUGUCUUGAUGCCCGUGGAAUUACCUGCAGUUUCAAGGUUGUUUGUACCCGCAAAUUACGUAGAAGUUUGUACUUGUUGUCGUGUGCUAGUCUGCUACACUCGACACUCUUGUCCUCUGUUAUCGAUUUGAGUUAUAUUCUUAGCUACACGCCUUGUCUCCCCAUUUAUCAAGGUCCUUUCUGUGGGUCUGGGACGGCUAUCGUGAAGUUCCGUACUUUUAGCACUCACAGAGUUAAUACUUCAGAUAGUUAUUCCUUGCUCCCACCUAUAACUUCCUUACUGUUAUCGAGUAUCUUCUGCUUAGAAGCUUGUUCCGUUUUUUACAUUUUUUAUUUUUUUUUAUUUUUACUCUCUCAUUUAAAAUCAUACUGACUGAUUUAGUUGCUCCUUCUUGCUGUCGCUCUAUUCGGGCUUCAAAUUUUCAAAGUACCUUGAACUUUUUGUUUCGUCAGCUCAAGUUCUUUUGUGAUCUUUGAGCUCUUCUUCUCCUCAUUCUUCUUCCUUUCAUCAAUUGAAAGAGAACAUGCUUGCUUGUGCCAUCGAUUUUCGGUGAACUAAAGCCGAUUUCAAGCUGUGCUCGUGACUUCUUCAAGAAACAUCCCUUUUUCUCAGCUUAGGAGGCCAUGCUGCGUGGACCUCUAGACUCACGUCGCCGAAUCUGGUUAAUUCUUGUUGAAGGAGUAGAAGAUCUUUUUCGCUAGCAGUGCGUGCCAGCGAAUAAACAACACUUGGUAACCAAGUGCUGCUGCAACAGGCACGAACAUAUCACCGAACAUCCCAAUUGCGAGGACUAGCUUUUCAGUUGGAGGGGCAGUUCUGGGCUCUUGGUUUGAGGCUGUUUUUCAUUACAAGAAGUUAAGAGAGAGAAAAAGCUAUUUAAUUUAGAAGACGAGGUAACAGGUCUUUCGAAGAAUGAUGGCAUAUGUGGCCCCUGUAGCUCGUACGAAGAGUGAACACCCUGGCUCAACUGUCGCAGUUGGAGGUUUCACUCCUUUACCGGGAAGGCAAAUCUACAGUGUAGGAUUGACGAUGAAUGACGGAGGCAACCGGACAGAUGGUCCCCGUGUUGCUCAAGUGACCUCAUCCACUCUUCCUCCCGUACUCACUCUCCCGAAGCCAGAGCCACAGCUGUAUCGUAAAGCCGAAGGAGAAGCUGCGGAUUAUGAUAUCUACAUGCAUGGUCGGAAACGAACUAAGCUCCAUGACACUGGUUCUUCGCCAGUAUUACAGAGCUCUUGUCGUUUUCCAUCAACUACAUUCGAACAUGAUAGUGAAGGUGGAUCUCCUCUCCCAACUAGGUAUCCGCAACUAUCCGUUCUGAGGAAAAGCAGUUCUAUGCUUCCUCCUACGCCUCUUUCUGUUGCUCAAGCCCCAUGUAACCCACUCGAAGAGCCCAGUCCCUUGGGUUUGACGCUGAAGAAAACUCCCUCGCUCUUGGACCUUAUCUCUUUUCAACUCCAACAUAGUGCUACUGCGCAAGCUACUGAAUCUGAAAACUCUGCCCAAGGCUUUGGGAAAUCGAGGAUUGUGAAGUGUUUAGCUCCAACUGGCUCUACUGCUCAAGAUAAACUGAAGGCUUCUAAUUUUCCAGCAUCAACUCUUAAAAUUGGAACCUGGGAGCGUGCAUCCAGAUACGAAGGCGAUCUAGUGGCCAAAUGCUACUAUGCCAAGCGCAAGCUUGUUUGGGAGGUGCUGGAUAGUGGACUCAAAAGCAAGAUUGAAAUACAGUGGUCUGAUAUCUCGGCGAUGAAGGCUAUUUGUCCUGAUAAUCUUCCUGGAUCUCUCGAGAUCGAGAUUUCUCGUCCGCCUUUGUUCUUCAAAGAGACGAAUCCUCAGCCAAGGAAGCACACUUUAUGGCAGGCUACCACCGAUUUUACUGGGGGCCAAGCAAGUAUUUGCAAGGUUCACUACUUGCAGUUUCCUGAAGGUGUCUUGAACAGACAUUAUGAGAAACUUGUCCAGUGCGAUCCUCGGCUGAAGGCGCUUGUUGACGGAACUCUGUCAGGUUCAGGUCCUCGUUAUGAUUCAAGUGAAUCUGCCUUAGAAGGUCAAUCAGUUCUGCAGCAGACGAAGCCUCGGAAUGCAAUGGCACAUGUGUACGAUGCUUUCAAUAACAGACCAGACUCUCCCUUGUCUCCAUAUUCGCAUUUGCAAGCCAGGACAGGAUGUCCUUCUGUUGUUCCCGAAUUGGAGUCUGAUUUCUUGAACCGUAACAAUGAGACAUCUUCCCCAAGCUCUGUUAUGGAAGUUCGCAGACGCGAGGAGGGCGGCGACAGUGAUAGCGGGGAGUUUUAUGGGGAUUUGGGAAGCUACAGUCCCUACCCAGUCGAUUCUGGGUACUCUACUGCAAUUGGCUACGAUUUACAAGACAUGAAGUCAUCAAUGAAUCUUUAUUCUGGGAAUGCCGGCGGGUCAGCUGCAAACAGACAAUUCUUGGAUGAGAUUGCGCAUUUGUUGCUCGGAGACUCAUCCGUUUCGCUUUCAAACGAGCAAGCAAUCCUCCUUGCCGCCCGAGUGGGCACUAUGCAAGCUGCCAUAGCUAGAGACUUUCAGGCUGGGCCCCUUUCACAGCCCGGUUUUGAUGGUUUUUCUGUUUUAAAUGAAAAUCCUGGGUAUUACACUACGAAUUCCGAACGAAGCAUGGGCACUGACAAUGGGCAGGCUGACAGCAAUUUUGACACUAAUAGUAGGUUAUCAAAAUGUACCAAUAUGUUGGAACCCUCAUUCAACUCAGUCGGUCAGUGCCUCAACAAAAAUCCCUCCACAGGAGAAUUGCUUAUGAAUCUACCCCGUGUGGCCUCGUUGCCCCAACUUUUUGAGUCCGUCUCCCAGGGGCCGAUGUCGAGAUUCAUGGGUAUCCAGUGAAGGAUGUUUAGUUAAGCUGGUGUGUACUCUUGGAUUAGAUAUGCGUCUUCAACCAGUCCAGCAGAUAACUUGUAAAUUGGAGCAUUGUAGAAGUUCUGUUAGCGUCAAACACCGAUCUGUGUGCGACUGAUUUUCCGCUUCAUAGUCCAGCUCCCGUUUGCUCCAUCACUUGCAUGGAGUGCGGUUUGAUGUAUUCUUUUCCAUUAUGAUCAAAACACCUUAUAGGUUAUGUAAUAUUUGAUCCUGCUGUUGCAGAAACCGUAGGAGAACAUUUAGUUUCUUGGUUUUAUUUACCUCUAGAAUAUGUUCUGAUGUCGCCCUGGUCAAUGUGGUCAAAGCCGACCAGGUUCCCUCUUUCGACUGUAUACUCACUGUUACUGCUCUUCAAUUCUUAUCCCACAAACUUGAUAAUGAAAUGGAUUUGCAUCAUGCAGGUGCAACUUCCCACAAUCAA
Molecule: messenger RNA, 4066 nt
Organism: Physcomitrium patens
Lineage: Eukaryota; Viridiplantae; Streptophyta; Bryopsida; Funariales; Funariaceae
Source: RefSeq, a predicted model, not a curated record